Molecule: messenger RNA, 1308 nt
Organism: Talpa occidentalis (Iberian mole)
Lineage: Eukaryota; Metazoa; Chordata; Mammalia; Eulipotyphla; Talpidae
Gene: KRT40
Product: keratin 40
Exons: 7
Coding region: 1-1308 (435 amino acids)
Molecular function (GO): structural molecule activity
Source: RefSeq, a predicted model, not a curated record
AUGACUUCUGACUGUGCCCCCACGUGCUGCCCUUCUGAGUCCUGCAUCAGGGCUUCUGAUUGUACCUCUGCUUCAACCUGUUGCAUGGAAACCACAUGUCUCCCCAGCGCCUGUGCUACACCCAGAUGCCAGACCCCUAGUUUCCUAUCCAGGUCUUGCUUGGCAACCGGUUACCUGGCACCAUGCUAUAUUGCGAGGAACUGUAACAUUCCGGGUGUGGUGGGGACCUGUGCUUGGUGCGAGGAUGGGGUAUUCAACAGCAAUGAGAAGGAGACGAUGCAGUUCCUGAAUGACAGACUUGCCAACUACCUGGAGAAGGUGCGUGCCCUGGAGGAGAUGAAUGCAGAGCUGGAAUGCAGGAUCCGAGAGCAGUGUGAAGACGACAUCCCGUUGGUGUGCCCUGAUUAUCAGUGCUUUUUCAACACCAUUGAAGAUCUCCAGCAAAAGAUCUUGUGCACAAAGGCAGAAAAUUGUAGACUUGCUGUACAACUUGACAACUGCAAACUAGCUGCUGAUGACUUUCAGUCAAGGUACGAGUCUGAACUGUCUCUUCGCCAGCUGGUGGAGGCUGACAUCAGCGGUCUGCGGGGGAUCCUGGGUGAACUGACCACAUGCAAAGCCGAUCUGGAGGCCCAUGUGGAGUCUCUGAAAGAUGACCUGAUUUGCCUGAAGAAAAACCACGAAGAGGAGGUCAACGUGCUUCGGGAACAGCUGGGCGACCGGCUCAGCGUGGAGCUGAACACGGCGCCCACCGUGGACCUCGGCCGAGUCCUGGACGAGAUGCGCUGCCAGUACGAGUCGGUGCUCGCCAGCAACCGCAGGGACGCCGAGGAGUGGUUCGCCGUUCAGACGGAGGAGCUGAACCAGCAGCAGCUGUCGAGCGCGGAGCAGCUGGAGGGCUGUCAGACGGAGAUCUUGGAGCUGAAGCGCUCCGCCAACGCUCUGGAGAUCGAGCUCCAAGCACAGCAGAGCCUGACAGAGUCCCUGGAGUGCACAGUGGCAGAAACGGAGGCCCAGUACAGCACGCAGCUGGCCCAGAUGCAGUGCCUGAUCGAUAACGUGGAGACCCAGCUGGCUGAGAUCCGCUGUGACCUGGAGAGGCAGAACCAGGAGUAUGAAGUUCUGUUGGAUGUCAAGGCCCGGCUGGAGAGUGAGAUCAGCACCUACCGUGGUCUGCUGGAGAGCGAGGACCGCAGGCAAGUGUGCAAGCUCCCCUGUAACCCGUGUACUGCUACAAGCACGCCAGGCAACACUUGUGAGCCCUGCACAGAAUAUGUACUUUGCACAGUUGAGAACUGCUAUACAUGA